CUCCGGCCUCCCGGGGCUGCGGUGCCGCUCGCUCGGCAGCGCCUUCGCCGUCCUCCCGCCGGACGAGGUGUUAUAAUUUCAAGAAAUGCUGCGACAUAUUUGAAGAACAACACUCACAGAAACUUCUGUUGUGUGAAAAUUUUUAAAACUAGAAUGGCCUUGAAAAAGACACCUAAACUAUUUAAGACAUUUUUUCACUGGAAACUUUGGAAGUUUAGCAUUAUUGUAUUUGUCUUUCUGGUAUUUUUAUUUUUAUUACAAAGAGAAGUGGGUGUUCAAGAUUUUAAGGAUGAAGCAGGGAUUGAGCCAGUUGUUGGAAAGAAAAGUCACGUAUUAGGUCUUGUGUUAAAUGCUAUGAACAAUAUCAAAGGUGCAAAGCCCAAAAUGCAGAUAAAAGCACCCAUUAGGCAAACUAAGGUUCCUGGAGAGAGACACUGCUUGCCAGGGCACUAUACUCCAGUGGAACUGAAGCCCUUUCUGGAUCGGCCUCUUCAAGAUCCUAAUGCUCCUGGAGCUUCUGGCAAAGCGUUUAAAACCAUCAACCUGAGUUCAGAAGAACAGAAAGAAAAACAGGCUGGAGAAGAGAAACACUGUUUUAAUGCAUUUGCAAGUGAUAGGAUUUCUUUACACCGAGAUCUUGGACCAGACACUCGACCUCCUGAAUGUAUUGAACAAAAGUUUAAGCGCUGCCCGCCGUUGCCAACCACAAGCAUUGUCAUCGUUUUCCAUAAUGAGGCAUGGUCAACUCUGCUCAGAACUGUGCACAGUGUGAUGUACACAUCCCCUGCCAUCCUGCUGAAAGAGAUUAUUUUGGUGGAUGAUGCCAGUGUAGAUGAAUACCUGCAUGAUAAACUAGAAGAAUAUGUGAAACAGUUUCAGAUAGUUAAAGUAGUCCGUCAGAAGGAAAGAAAAGGUCUGAUCACUGCACGGUUGUUGGGAGCUUCAGUAGCAACAGGAGAGACCCUCACCUUCCUGGAUGCUCACUGUGAAUGCUUUUAUGGCUGGUUAGAGCCAUUAUUGGCAAGAAUAGCUGAGAAUCCUGUUGCUGUUGUAAGCCCUGACAUUGCUUCUAUCGAUCUCAAUACCUUUGAAUUCAGUAAACCAUCUCCUUAUGGGCAUAGCCACAACAGAGGAAAUUUUGAUUGGAGUUUGUCAUUUGGAUGGGAGUCUCUUCCUAAACAUGAGAAUAAAAGAAGAAAGGAUGAAACCUAUCCAAUUAGAACACCUACUUUUGCUGGAGGUCUCUUUUCAAUAUCAAAAGAGUACUUUGAACACAUUGGAAGCUAUGAUGAAGAAAUGGAAAUAUGGGGAGGUGAAAAUAUAGAAAUGUCUUUCAGAGUAUGGCAGUGUGGUGGACAGUUGGAGAUCAUGCCUUGCUCUGUUGUUGGCCAUGUCUUUCGCAGCAAGAGUCCCCAUACUUUCCCAAAAGGUACUCAGGUGAUCACACGUAACCAAGUUCGCCUUGCAGAAGUGUGGAUGGAUGAAUAUAAAGAAAUAUUUUACCGAAGAAACACAGAGGCAGCAAAAAUUGUGAAACAAAAAACAUUUGGAGAUAUAUCAAAAAGACUUGCUUUAAGGCAGCGCCUGCAGUGUAAAAAUUUUACCUGGUACCUCACUAAUAUUUAUCCAGAAGCAUAUGUGCCAGACCUGAAUCCUUUGUUUUCUGGAUAUUUAAAAAAUAUAGGUAACCGCAUGUGUCUGGAUGUUGGUGAAAAUAACCAUGGUGGCAAACCGCUGAUUAUGUAUUCUUGUCAUGGACUUGGAGGAAACCAGUACUUUGAAUAUUCUGCACACCGCGAAAUUCGCCAUAACAUUCAGAAGGAGCUUUGUCUGCAUGCUUCCAAGGGACCUGUGCAGCUUCGAGAGUGCUCUUACAAAGGCCAGAAAACCUUUGCUGUUGGGGAGGAGCAGUGGCUGCACCAGAAGGAUCAAACUCUGUACAAUGAAGCACUACAUAUGUGCCUUACAGGGAAUGGAGAGCAUCCGAGUUUGGCAUCCUGUAAUCCAUUCGACCCCUUCCAGAAGUGGAUCUUUGGCCAGAAUGAUUAAUAUUUGAUAUUACAGGCCACAAGCAUUUUAUUAAAAGAAAAGAACCAUUCUGAACUGUGAUCAUAUGCAUAUACUGGAUUUUUUUGUGAUCGUUUAAAUGCAAAAUGUUUAAACAGUUUCUUUUCCCUCUUAAGCUGGAUAUAAAAUGUGUCAUAAGAGAUUCCCUGGGACUCUGGUAUACCAAAGAUCAUUGGGAUCCUGGUUAUAUUUUGUUUACAAUAUUUCUAUGAUAAGACUUUAUAUGUUGACCACUGAUUUAUGGAUCCUGUUCGUUCUCUUACCUUAGGGGCCAUAUGUGGGGUUUUUUUGACAUACUGUAAGUACUUCUGAAGAAGACUAAUUUUCUCUGUAGUGUUGUGAGAAAUUAUUGUCUGCUGUCUAAAACCCAAUACACUUUAUAUGUAUGUUUUUAUGCUCAAAUGGCUGACUUUAUUUUUUAUUAUAAUUUACUUAGUAAAACUUUCUCAAUAUUUUUUUAGUUUCUUCACUUAAAAAAUUAGACCAUCAGGUCAAAGCCAAAUAGGAUACCACAUUGUGCUCAGCUUCUAGGAAGUCAGUUGUUUUUUAGAAGAAAAAUGUAAUUUCACUAAAAUAUGUAUUUAUGAUUAUUUUAAUGGAAAAUCUGCUUAUUUUGAUACUAAUCUUUUGUUUAGCCAAAACUUAUUGUAUAGGUUUUUUUAUAUUUCAUGCACUUAAAAAAUUAUUAUAAAGUUUUAUUGUGGUAGGCUGCUGAGCUGCUUAACAUUCACACAUUUUUUUCAGCAUUCUGUUCAUUACUGUUUGUAAAUUACAUGUUAUCUAGUAAACUUCUGCCCCUACCUUCUAGUGUUUUAUGCAAUAUUUACCUCAGAGGUUUCUAAUGCUAUCCAUAUGUAAUUUCUUGUGCCAACACUUGCAUAUUAAUUUUUUUUCUUGUUUGUUUUCCCUGUUACAAAGGACUGAUCUCAGAUUUAUCAGUCUGAGUGAGACCUUGGCCUUCCUAACUAUUCUGCUAAUUAUAGAAAAGAAUAUAGCAUCAUCAAAUAUAUAAUAUUUUUUUUUAAUUUAUAAAGUGAAGACAAAAGUAUUUGGCUGCAUGAUCAAAUAUAAAGCUGAGAAUAAAUUUGAAGGAGUGGGUAUUAAAAGCCAAAUAGGACAAAAAUACACUAAUAAUAAAUCUGUUCUUUUGUUGUAGUAAGUAAGUAAUAUCAUUACAGAUAAAUGUUAACUUAAGUCUGGCGGAUGAAUGGAUAAUGAUGUGGAGUUUUUUUUUUACUUCUGUGGUGGGGAGAGAGCCUGUUUGUAAUUUAAUGGUACCUAGUUCCAUUUCUGAAUAAAAGCAAGUAAAAUUCUUUUCAGUACUUCUAAGUCAUCUAAAAGACAAAAAAGUAUAUAAGCAAGGACCAAUGACAAUUUGCCAGAAGCUUUAAUGCUAAUUUAUUUUUCAGGAUUGAUAAUGCCUUUGAGUUGUGUCUCAGCUUUUGUAAGGCUUUUGGACAACCUGCUGAGAGUAUCCCAGGAAAUUAAAGCUGUACAACUUAAAAUAACUUGAUACAGAGUGAACAGAAAUUGUUGAAAAGACUGUACCAGGAAGGGUUAUUUAUGCCACCAAAACUGGAAGGUUGUGUAGAACAACACUGCACAAAGAUCUCCCUGCGUCCUCUGAUGAAUAUUUUAAUUUGGUAAUGGAAUGCAAAGCAUUAUUACUUCUGCAGAUCAAACCAAUAUUUGAAGGCCAGUACACACAUUUGAUAAAAUGGGGGAAUUGAGGAAGAAUGUAACACAGGUCAGUGAUAAAAUUGUUGAAUAUGAAUGGAGGAUGGGAGAUUACACAGAGAGCAACUGUGUUGUGCUGAACUUGGGUAUGGAAUGGAAACUCAGUGUCCAAGGAACCUGUUCUAGAAGACAAGGUAUUGAGCAUACCAGUUUAAAUGUACUUGUUCUUUUAGUUCUCAGUUCAUGUUAUAGAGAAAAUGCAUUAUUUUUAAUAUCAGUAAAGGAUCAUUUCUUCAUGCAA
This is a messenger RNA of Melospiza melodia melodia, 4045 nucleotides long. RefSeq names its product polypeptide N-acetylgalactosaminyltransferase 3 (gene GALNT3). The coding region runs from base 154 to 2049 and encodes 631 amino acids. Gene Ontology annotation, biological process: protein O-linked glycosylation. The transcript has 11 exons. Gene Ontology annotation, molecular function: polypeptide N-acetylgalactosaminyltransferase activity. NCBI's taxonomy places the organism in Eukaryota, Metazoa, Chordata, Aves, Passeriformes, Passerellidae. The record is from RefSeq and is a predicted model, not a curated record. Gene Ontology annotation, cellular component: Golgi apparatus.